Messenger RNA from Hydractinia symbiolongicarpus, 2169 nucleotides. RefSeq lists its product as uncharacterized. The transcript is spliced from 5 exons. Lineage: Eukaryota; Metazoa; Cnidaria; Hydrozoa; Anthoathecata; Hydractiniidae. The record is from RefSeq and is a predicted model, not a curated record. The coding region runs from base 456 to 1994 and encodes 512 amino acids.
UAUUCGAUAGAUUAAAAGAUUCUACGCAUGUCAGUGUAACCAAAAUCAUAUAUUAUAACUGAUUUCAUUUGGGUGACAUUUAUCCGUAAAUCUUCUUUGUCAGUCAGUACAAUAAAAAGCACUUGAAACUUUUCCGUUUUACAACAUCCGCUAGACAAAAAAGAGCUAUAGGCUUUAGUUAUUGUGUGGAAUCUUAAUGUUUACAUUAUGUAGGUGGAUUUUAAGUAAUUAAGAAAACAAACGCAAUUUUCUUCUGUUUAAUUGUAAUAGAUAAAUUAUUAUAAAAGCUCUGUCAUUUCCUGUACAAUGAACAUAAUGAUGUAACUCAACCAGAGUAUACGCAUCCUACAGGAAACCAUUAGAGGUAUAAUGUUUUCAAUCAAAAGAAUCAGAAUUUCAUCUAACGUUCUCACAUAUUAUUGAGAUAAGAAUCAUAUGACUAUUAGGAUAAAAAAAUGAAUUGCAAAAUGGCUGCAAAAAUGAAUGCAGUGUUAUUGUUGUUGUUGCUUUACAGUUUUUCAUGUGAAGGAAGCCUGCAUGUGAACGUCUUUCGAAGAGCUGAAGGUGAUAUAUUUUCGUAUCCAAAUAUUAACUGCAAAGUAUAUGGGGCUAAACAGCUAUAUUCAUCUCGAUGUCUGUGCCGUUCUGAUGGGAAAGAGAGCAACCAAAAAAUAGCUGGCACGCUGUAUACAGAUGAAUUCGGGUACACGCGAUGUUUUUAUGACCAAGGAGCUUCAGUUGGAUGUUAUUCCCCUGAACAUUUUUUUGAGAACAAUACUAUGACUUUCAAUUCUUCCUUAAACAAUGCGACAGCGAGAGUAAGAUUGGUUUAUGAUAACUCUAAGUAUAGCUCUUUCAGUGUCGUUAAUGCAGGAGGUAAAUGGAAAAGCGAUGGGGAUUUUCUACAGCUUACCCUGAGUGAUGGUUCAAGUGUUGGAAGAGUUUAUUUUUUAAACUUUAUAUUAUUUGGCAAAAAUGGAGUAAAAGAUAAAGAAUUUUGUGCUUUGGUCAAAACACAGAACGAGAAACCAGUUACAGUGUGGAUCAAUUCAAUGAUCUUGGAAAGAGUAAAAACUCUAGCAAAAGAUGGCAUAGGGAAGUUAUCAAUGUACAUAUUUAUUGGAUUCGGCAUUGUCUUCCUAAUUCUUGUACUUGUGCUAACCAGAAGUCUCACACUUAACUGCCAUUAUCACAGAUUACUUUGGCUUGGAAAGAAAGUAUUGACUAAAGAGAAGCCACUUGGAUCAGCCAGCAAGUUUUAUACAGAAGCCGGUUUGUUGAGUUUAUAUAAAAAGCAGAAAGCUGCCAAACAGGCUGAGAAAGAUGGAAAUAAAUUUAUGUCUGAAAACGAUGAGUCUGUACACAUAGUUAUCGAGAAUGCAACUUCAGAGAGAGAAGAACCAGACGGAUCUGUUAAAACGCCACAAAUGAUGAGAAUGCAGACCUUAGGAGAAUCAACUAAAAAAUCUACCUCGCCUUCUCCAUCUAGAAAAAAUGUUCUUCUACCGUCUAGCAUCUCAUCUCCUGCUCUAAGGAGAGAUCCACUAGAAAUACCAAACAAGCAGUUUAUUAUUCCACGAUCCGAGCACAAAAUAGAUGGAAGGGAAAAAGACCAAGAAACAAACGAAGAGGAAAACUUUUACGAAGUUGAUAUCAAAGUUGAAGAAGAUUAUGAAAAUGUUGAUGAUAUUGGAACCUCCGAAAGGCACAAUACAAAUUCACACCGUCAUCAAGAAAACGUAUCGAGCUCAUUGAACAGCGAUAAAGAUUAUGAAGUCGUUGAUGAAGAUAUGAAGGGGAUGAAGGAAGGUGUUGUUACUGAUUAUGAGGUCGUCGACAAUAGCAUGACAGAAGAACCCUAUCUUAAGAUGUAUGUAGAAGCGUAUUUGACUCCUAUUGAAACACAAUAUGAAAAUUUAGGAGAAAAUGCCGAUAAUGAUGACGAUUAUGAUUACAGUUUGACUGAUUUGUCAAAAGUAAAACAAUACAGAUAAUAAAUCAGUCGAUAUAAUUGUAACGGCAAUUUGUCAGUACUAUUUUGAUUGCACUAAUUUUUAAGUGUAUCAACGAGCAGUUGGAGUUUAGUGUGAUUUUUAAACAGGAAAAUCUUUGCGUGUAAGAAAACCAUUUUACAAAAAUUAUUUUUAAUUAAAACAAAUUUUUAAUUAA